AUGGGCUCAGAGGCUUCAAGGAGAAAGGUUCCAGAUGAUUCAUCGGGUCAAACGUUCUUCUACAUGUUACCACCAAAUCUUCUGACCGAAGGUGACGUCAUCAUACUUGAUGGAGGACCUUCGUUCUUGCAGCAUAACGAAGUCGAGUCCGUGAAAGGCGAUCGCAAUGAUCCUCUGCGGUCGCUUGAUGAUGACAGCGACGAUGGACCCGUAAAUUAG
Messenger RNA from Haemonchus placei, 219 nucleotides. The record is from the annotation of a GenBank genome assembly. Lineage: Eukaryota; Metazoa; Nematoda; Chromadorea; Rhabditida; Trichostrongylidae.